AUGUUUAAGGGCUACCUACGAGCAUCCCCUUCAAUAGCUGUAGUAACCAUCAGCUGUCAGCAGGUUUACCUGUCUAUGUCUGCUUACUUCGAUCAGGAUGAUGUGACAUUGAAGAACUUAGCCAAGUUUUUCCGGGAUCAGUCCCACGAGGAGCGGGAGCAUGUGGAGAAAAUGAUAAAAUUCCAAAACCAACUUGGAGGAUGUGUUAUUCUCCAGGACAUUUCAAAACCUGACCAAGACAAGUGGAGCAAUGGCCCUGAGGCUCUGCGGUGUGUCCUUUACCUGGAAAAGACCGUCAACCAGUCUCCCCUGGAGCUCCACAAACUUGCUGCUAACAAGAAUGACCCUCAUAUGUGCGACUUCUUGGAAACCCACUACUAUGAGCAGGUGGAGGCCAUAAAGAAGCUUGGCGACAUGAUCACCAAUCUGAUUCACAUGGGGGAGCCCCAUAACGGCAUGGCCGAGUACCUGUUUGACAAGCAUACACUGGGCGAGAGCAGCUAA
This is a messenger RNA of Pristis pectinata (smalltooth sawfish), 504 nucleotides long. Its product is annotated as ferritin heavy chain-like. Lineage: Eukaryota; Metazoa; Chordata; Chondrichthyes; Rhinopristiformes; Pristidae. Gene Ontology annotation, cellular component: cytoplasm. Gene Ontology annotation, molecular function: ferrous iron binding; ferric iron binding. The record is from RefSeq and is a predicted model, not a curated record. Gene Ontology annotation, biological process: intracellular iron ion homeostasis; iron ion transport.